CCCCUAUCCCAUAAUACAAAAUGGCAUAAAGUUGCAAACUAAAGCUUUUUUUCUUAUUACGCUUGUUGUCAUAAUUCAUGGCAGAGAAUUUUUAGAAAGCGCACGGACCACGAAAAUAACGUAUCUUAGUGGCUUUUAUCUUUCUUCAUUUCAAUCGGACGUGGAAAAAAAGUGUUUAGAUUCGCUUGAAACAAUGUCUAAGAGAUCCAUGAAUGAGAACGACCCGAUUCAACUAGUCAAGGACGAAGUCAUUGUCUUGGAAGAGGAUGUUGGAAUAGAGACAGAAACACAACAUCACAGAUUUAUGCGUGCAGCAUUGGAACUGGCUGAAGAGGCACAUUCUGUGAAUGAAGUACCAGUGGGAUGUGUUUUUAUCUAUAAUCCAACCGGGAAGAUUAUUGGCAAAGGCAGGAAUAGGACCAACGAGAGUCUGAAUGGCACGCGUCAUGCAGAAUUCGAAGCAAUCGAUAUGAUCUUGGCACAGGACGGAUAUAAAGCACUAGCACAGGACCCUUCCAAGAACUUUUGGAGAGAUGUGACCCUAUAUGUGACCAUUGAACCGUGUGUCAUGUGUGCUAGUGCUCUUCGUCAACUUGGGAUUGGUCAGGUCUAUUUUGGUGCUGGUAAUGAUCGUUUUGGAGGCAAUGGAUCAGUGUUCCAGAUUCAUCAGGAUUCCAACCUCCCGCAUUCGAACUACCCCUCGGAAGGAGGUUAUCUCCGGGCCCCAGCAAUUCUAAUCCUGCGUAGAUUUUAUGUUGGAGAAAAUAUGCAUGCGCCUGACCCCAAGAAGAAGAAGCACCGUAUUGUCAAAAAGGAUCUUUAAAUAAUGGCUUUAAAAGCUGUAUGGGU
Molecule: messenger RNA, 849 nt
Organism: Lobosporangium transversale
Lineage: Eukaryota; Fungi; Mortierellomycota; Mortierellomycetes; Mortierellales; Mortierellaceae
Product: cytidine deaminase-like protein
Exons: 6
Coding region: 194-823 (209 amino acids)
Biological process (GO): tRNA wobble adenosine to inosine editing
Cellular component (GO): nucleus; cytoplasm
Molecular function (GO): tRNA-specific adenosine-34 deaminase activity; zinc ion binding
Source: RefSeq, a predicted model, not a curated record